Fusarium graminearum PH-1 is the source of this 1617-nucleotide messenger RNA. RefSeq lists its product as uncharacterized. Bases 1 to 1617 code for a protein of 538 amino acids. The transcript is spliced from 16 exons. Lineage: Eukaryota; Fungi; Ascomycota; Sordariomycetes; Hypocreales; Nectriaceae. The record is from RefSeq and is a predicted model, not a curated record.
AUGGGUUCGUCACGACUGUAUCGCAAACUUCCCUUCCUUGACAGCAUACGACUGCUUGAGCUGACCCAAGACGAAAAGAAGGGCUCAGUGUGUGGCCAUCUCAUAUUAUCCAAACUUGAGGAUACCCCAAGCUACGCAGCACUGUCAUAUGUCUGGGGAGAUCCAUCACCACAAGAUCCACUCUUCGCGGUGGACGGCUUCGAGCUAAGGAUCCGGCAAUCCUUAAACCAUGCCCUCGGUACCCUUCUUUCCGGUGAUGAGAAAAGACUGCUGUGGAUUGAUCAAAUUUGCAUUGACCAAGAAAACAUUACGGAACGAGAGCAUCAAGUUACGCUUAUGUCAAAGAUUUUUAAACAGGCUCAGCGAGUGAUAUGCUGGCUGGGGCCCGAUGAUGAACAUACCGGGCAUGCCUUUGACCUAUCAACUGUCUUGGCCAUUGACGGAUCUGGUUCAGAAUUUUGGAAAGAACCGAUGCAAAGGCUAAUGCAAGCCGGGCUUUUUAGGCACAUGCUAGAUCUGGUUAAUCCCACUGGAAUUCCGUUCUCAGCUCUAGCUGCGUUGGUCAAGAUUCCUUGGUUUGGCAGACUAUGGAUAGUUCAAGAGGUUGCACUGGCAUCAAAGAUCGAGUUUCGAUGUGGGGGCGCAACUAUCGAUGGGGAUAUUACGUGGGGUUGCAAGAAAAGCCACGAUCGACUGAAUGCACUUUUUGGGCUCGCUUUCCCGUACGACUCCAAUUCCGCAUGGUUUCAACCUGGAUACAGCAUAACUGGACCCGAGUUAUAUAUCAGAUUCGCGAAGGAUUAUAUCAAUGAAACUGACAGCUUGGACAUACUUCACUUCUCGGGCUGCGGCGAUGCAGAGAAUUAUUCACUCUACUACAUUGCCGGCACGCCUGUGCUUGAACCCAGAACCCCGGCGGACGAUGUGCCUUCAUGGGCACCAGACUGGCGCGUGCAGUCUAGGCCGCUCGUGCUUUUGCCUGAUCCUGGGUACAACGUAAAAUCCCAGUUUGCAGCAACCCUGUCGAAAGCAGAUUAUUUUUUCGACGAUGACAAUCAGACAUUGCAUGUUCGUGCGCUUCUGGUAGAUCAGAUAGCUGGGUGUGGCUGGCCUUACUAUCUAUCUUUAUGCCAGGAUCUCCAGAUGACUGAGAAUGAAAUUUUCGAACAAUGGUACGAACUAGCCAAAGAGCAUUUGGACAGUAAUACCUUCGAGACUAUGUUCUCAUCAACUUUGGUUAUGGACGCAAGAGUGACACUUACGGAACGUGGAUCUCUAAACGUGAACCAAGAUGAGGUACCUACUUUAUUUGAACAUUGGAAGAAGUUGGUUGGCAAGAGUUCAGAGCCCUGCAUUCCGAACGAUGCUUUGCAGUCGAUUGAGGGCUUUGCACGUUAUCGUUACGUUGCAGAGGAAGUCUGUCGCAACAGGCAACUUCUUAACACUGUUAAAUUAAUUACUUUUAUAUUAAUAAUAUUAUUAAUAAAUAAACUAUUAAAUAAGGCAAAUAAGGGUAGGUCUAUCCUAAUAGGCGGAAAAUACGAAGCGGAAAUGCUCGCGCCAGAGCCCCGCCCUGGUGAUCAGCUAGUAAAUAAAAUAAAUAAGUUAAAAAGUUAA